AAGAAAUGGUAAACCAUUGAAAGGUCAACCAUUGAUGGAAGAACAGAAUAGCGUGAGAAUAAUUGAAGAAGAAAUAGUUUUGGAUGGGGCAAAAAAGAAAUAGUAACCCAAUCCAGGGUUCAUCAUCAUGAUCAUCUCGAGGGAAGAAGAAGAAUCAAGAUUCCCAGAUGAUAACAAUAAUGAAAAUGGCGGCGGAGAUAGUGAAGAAGGGGGAGGAGGCAAAGGAACGUGGAAGCACGCGGCUUUCCACGUCGCCACCACCAUAGCCACGCCGGCAGCGUUUGCUCCGCUGCCCUUUGCCGUUGCUUCUCUCGGUUGGCCUCUUGGAGUAGCUAGUUUGGUUAGCGGGACACUGAUCGCUUGGUAUUCUAGCCUACUGAUUGCGUCACUUUGGAAAUGGAACGGGAAGCUGCACACCACGUAUGGCCACCUUGCCCAAAGCAUUUAUGGGCUGUGGGGUUUCUGGUCUGUUGCAUUCUUUCAGCAAGUGGCUUCUCUUGGCAAUAAUAUUGCCAUUCAGAUUGCUGCAGGAAGCAGCCUUAAGGCAAUAUACAAGUACUACCAACCUGAUGGGAGCCUAACUUUGCAACAUUUCAUCGCCUUUUUUGGAGCUUUUGAACUUGUUUUAUCCCAAUUCCCAGACAUUCAUUCAUUGAGAUGGGUAAAUGCUCUUUGCACUUUCAGUACCAUUGGUUUUGCUGCCACAACCAUCGGAGUAUCGAUAUAUAAUGGAAAGAAGGCCGAUAGAAGGUCAGUCGAUCAUCGUGUUCAUGGCAACAUAUCUUCUAGAACAUUCAAGGCCUUCAAUGCUCUGGGAUCAAUUGCCUUUUCAUUUGGGGACGCAAUGCUUCCAGAAAUACAGAAUGCUGUGAGAGGACCUCCCAAAGAGAACAUGUAUAAAGGCGUGUCAGCCGCGUACGGCGUCAUCAUUUUAUGUUACUGGCAUUUAGCCUUCUUUGGGUAUUGGGCAUUUGGUUCAGAAGUUCAACCUUACAUUCUGGCUUCUCUCACUUCUCCAAAGUGGACAAUCAUAAUGAGCAACAUCUUUGCAGUGAUUCAAAUAUCAGGUUGCUUCCAGGUAGGUAUAUACAAAGGGUCCGAAGAAAACUGGAUAUUUGACCCCAAAAUCAACUAAACUUGCACGUGCAACUGACGUGAUUUGGGGAUGGGCUGGGAUCGGGACUGGGAACUAUCAAUUUUACAAACAGAGCACCGAAAGUGUUCCAAUUGGGACAGUGUCCUCCGUGGCCACUCAAAGAGUCGCCAUGAAACUGGAGCGAUAUACAAAACAUGUUCCCUGCCCAAAAAAAGAAACAUCUCAUUU
This is a messenger RNA of Cuscuta campestris, 1324 nucleotides long. NCBI's taxonomy places the organism in Eukaryota, Viridiplantae, Streptophyta, Magnoliopsida, Solanales, Convolvulaceae. The record is from the annotation of a GenBank genome assembly.